CUGUCAUCAGACUAGAAGUGACCUUUAUUUAUAUGCACAGUAAAGCGUGUUGUUUUAGGUCAUAGUUAUCAGAUUGUUGGGAACAUUUUGCAUGUUUCACCGGCCACAUUGCGAAGAGUUCUUUUUUGACGAACUGUACGAAAGCCAACACAAUUGACGGGGAGUUAAAGGAAAGGUCACUACUUUCAUAGGGGAACAGCCAUCACGAAGAUUCUUUGCCUGCCAACACCACGAAGAUGCAUAACGGCAGUGAUAUGAUGAUGAAGAUGUACUUUCACACGGACUUUGGUGAUACCAUAUUGUUUAAAGGAUGGAUGGUGAUGAAAAGUGCAGAACUCGCCGGUGCCUGGUUCGCAAUCUUCAUCCUCGCUGCAUUAUAUGAAGGGCUAAAAGUCUUGAGAGAACAACUGCUUGUACAGCAAUCAAAAGGCCGCCGUCUUAACACUAGUAUAGAGGCAUCCACCACAAAACUGACAAUCUCUGAUACACGGCUGUCGCAAGAUAAGGGAAUAAUGCGAUCUAUGUGUGAUCCGAUGCAUCUUCUCCAAACUCUCCUCCAUAUUGUUCAGGUUGUUAUCAGCUACUUUCUCAUGCUAAUCUUCAUGACUUAUCAAGUUUACUUGUGCCUUGCCGUUGCCCUCGGAGCAGGAGUGGGAUAUUUCAUAUUUGGAUGGAAAAGAUCUACUAUUGUCGACCUGGGAGAACACUGCCACUAGACAAAUGUUGGCUUACAUUGAACGUAUAUAAUAUUAAUGGAUUAAUCUCACAUUCCGUGUUCUGUAAAAUCAUAUAUACGAAUAUAUGAUAUGAAUAAGGUCCAUCGUGAACCCAUAAUGAUAUCUUAUCACUUAAGGAGGUCAAUAUAUUGACAUC
This is a messenger RNA of Lingula anatina, 873 nucleotides long. Its product is annotated as high affinity copper uptake protein 1. Gene Ontology annotation, biological process: copper ion transmembrane transport. The record is from RefSeq and is a predicted model, not a curated record. NCBI's taxonomy places the organism in Eukaryota, Metazoa, Brachiopoda, Lingulata, Lingulida, Lingulidae. Gene Ontology annotation, cellular component: membrane. Gene Ontology annotation, molecular function: copper ion transmembrane transporter activity.